Molecule: messenger RNA, 1687 nt
Organism: Vigna umbellata (rice bean)
Lineage: Eukaryota; Viridiplantae; Streptophyta; Magnoliopsida; Fabales; Fabaceae
Source: RefSeq, a predicted model, not a curated record
GAACAUUGAUUACUGAAGCAUAUCUUUUCAUCCCAAAUGGUUCUCCUCAAACUCCCUGACACUGUCUCCAGCUACGGCCACGGUUUGCCGGUAUUUUUCCCUUUCAUGUUCCGAUGAUGUGUGCCCUCCAAUUCCCUUAGUUCUGACAUUUCCAAUUUCUGCGUGUUUGUCUCAAUUAAUUGACCACCUUUUUCUCUUUCAUCAAUGGAUCUCUCAGAUGAAACUGUCACCCCAGCGAGUUUUAAGGAUGAAAAAGAAUCCUUGAAGAAUGACUCUGCAAUUGGCAGCAAUGCUUAUAAGGAUGUGACAAAUGAUAAAACCUCUGAUCUUCAACCUGUGCCAUCUUACUCUUCUGGUAAAGGUUUGCCAUAUGCACCUGAAGGGUGGCCUAAUGCUGGUGAUGUAUGGGGCUGGAGAGUGGCGGCAAGGACUGCCAAGGGUGGAUAUUUUACCGACAGAUACCUUAUCCCCCCAGCAUCUCUUCGGAAGGGUUCUCGCAGGCUAGAGUUUUCAAGCAAGACUGCUGUCAGUAGAUAUCUUCACUCAAAUUUUCCUGACAUGAGAACUGAAGCAUUCUUUGCUUUGUUUACCUGGCUGAUUCCCUCAGCUGAGCAAACCCCCACAAAAGAGACAGUACAAGAUGAUGAUACUGGCACCCUGAGAAAGUCAAAACGGAAAACUGAAAGUAGCGGUGGCCUGACUAAAAAUAGUGGUGGCCCGACUAAAAGUAGCGGUCGCCAGUCUAAGAAACGGUUCGCCCUAGUUCCUGUCGGCUCCCUUGUAACACCUCUACAAGUUGCAAAUUUCGAUAGUUAUCUUGAUAACUUGGAGGACAUGCUUGAUAUACCUCUUACUGAAACGACAGCAUCGGAUCACCCUACUAAUGCAGAUAUUGAAUCGAUAGAGUCUUGCAAGAAGAAGCUUUCUUCCCUUCUUGCUCUAGAUUUCCCUUCAUUGGUCUCAAGCAAUGAUGUUGCAGAAGUUGCAAUACUUGCAUCGCAAAUUCGUGAAGAUCCCAAUCUCACCGUUGAUCAACUGUUCAAGUUAAAAUUGGUGGAACAAGUUCCCUUGGCUGCUGAGGCCUUCCUUGAGGCCAAGGAGAGCAUCGAAGAGGUAGACAAAGUCAUGGCUGAGCUAAUGGCAAAGAAACUCAGAAUUCCCAGUCUCAAAAAAAAGUACAACGAUUUGAAGGAAAAAAUGUCUGAGAGAGAGGCUGAAAUGGACAUAAGUGCUUUAUCUAUCACAGAAAUUGAUGAUCAAAUUCGGCAACUUGAAGCAAAACGGAAAAGGAUAUCUGGUGCCCUUGAAACCAUGCAGAAGGAUAAAGAUAAGAUCAGUUCUGAGCUAUCAAACGUUACCGACUCGAUUUCAACCCUUGUUCAUGAGAUUCAGUAUGGAAUAUCCCAGAAAUCAAAAUGGGAUAUGAGGAAAGCCAACAAUGUCCGACGUGUAGCUGAGAUACAAGAAAAGUUUCUGACUUUAAGAGGGUUAACGUUUUAGUCAAACACCUGUGGUGUUUUUGACUGUGUUAAGAACUCUUUAGCAUGAUAACUAUCUAUGCCAGUGAUGUAUGUAAUGUAUUAAGGUAUGUUUCUAACUAAUGGGUCUGCAUCUUUCUGAUAUGUGGUAACUUCUGUAUUCAAGUUAAAACUGCACAUGGACCUCUUUUGCCGAUCCGUUUAUUUUA